CACUGAUAGGCGGCACUGAUGAGCACUGAUAGGUGGCACUGAUAGGCGGCACUGCCUGGCACUGAAAGGCAGCUCUGAUGGGCACUGAUAUGUGGCAUUGAUGUGCACUGGUAGGCAUUGAUAUGUGGCAUUGACUGAUGCACUGGAAUGGGGCAUUGAUGGGCACUUACAGGUGGUAUUGCUGGGCACUGACAGGUGGCACUUAUGGGGCUACACUGAUCAUCGGGGCACUGAUCUUCACUGUCAGGGGAGGAGAGGACUACCGCUAACCGGCAUUUCCUAUUUACAUGUGAUCAGCUGUG
Messenger RNA from Staurois parvus, 302 nucleotides. NCBI's taxonomy places the organism in Eukaryota, Metazoa, Chordata, Amphibia, Anura, Ranidae. The record is from the annotation of a GenBank genome assembly.